UGUAAAGUGCUUUCAUGCGAAGCAAGUCAAUGUAAGUCAUGGAAAGACCAAUUUCCAAAUCAUCUGUUCACAGAAGGCCUAUCUAAAGGUUGCUUCACAUUAUGUCAGAUGAAGUCAAUGUUUUUAUGGAUCCAUUCCUAAACGUCUACACAAACGCUGGUGAGAUAGCAAUAGCAGAUGGACUUGUUGAAGCAUUUCAUAAGGAUAUUGUACUGAGAGAGCAACAGAGAAACAAAGAAUUAUUUGAGCCGGUGAGAGUCAUUCAAUCAAAACUUUAUAAAGCUAUGGAAAGAGACAAACCCAAACAAGCCAAUUGUUCUACACGGGUCAUUUUAGAAUCAAAACUUGAUAAUGCGAAGGAAAAGAACAGACAACGAGAUGGAAAAAAUAAUAAAAAAGAAAAGGAAGAUGAGAAAGUGAUAAAACAUGAUAAACCUAUAGAUGAAUCAGAAGAAACUGACACAUCUGAUGUUACCAUAUUGCAGAAAGAAAAAUGCAUUCAUGAGCAAAAUAAACAAACUGAAGCUGUAGAUCUGUGUGGAGUGACCACAGGAGAUCAUACAGCUCAAAAACAUGAGAAAAAUAUUAAUACAAAAGAACAAAGAGAACAAAAUAUUUCAUUUCAGAUGAGAAAUGAAGAGACUUUGGGUAUGUGUAAACCAAAGAGUUACAUGCUGAUAGAACCUGUAAAAGAAAAAGACCCUGAAUGUUUGAAGAAGAACAUUUUAGAAGAGCAGCAUGAUGCUAGAUUGGAAAAUGUUAAAUCGAUUGAGCCUAACCCCACUGAGGCCCAACAAUAUAAUGAUACAUUGAAGACUAUGGAAGACAAGGAGAAUAUCGAGACAGAUCAGCCAAACAAUACUGAGAAGAAAUAUAUCAACACAAAGCCUGAAGAACAUGCAUAUGAGAAUGUGUAUGAAGAUCCCGGUCUCCUCACUAACUAUAGUUCAGCUGGUUACGUUCACAAAACAGAACAACAUUUGAGGGAGAAAUUCAAAUGUCUAGACAAUGUCACGCUUCAUAUUGCUGUCACAGGAUCAACUGGAGCAGGAAAAUCCAGCUUUAUCAAUGCAAUAAGAGGUCUUAAAUCUGACGACAAAAACGCAGCUCCAACGGGUGUGACCGAAACCACAAUGAUGCCUACUAUGUAUGAACAUCCAACAAUGCCAAAUGUAAAAUUUUGGGACCUGCCAGGAACCGGAAGUCCCAAAUUCAAAGCCAAGAAAUAUCUAAAAGAUGUGAAAUUGGAAACGUACGACUUCUUUAUCAUUAUCUCCUCUGAGAGAUUUAAAGAAAAUGACAUCAUGCUGGCUAAAGCAAUUAAAGAGAGGAAGAAGAUUUUUUACUUCCUUCGCUCAAAGAUCGACAACGACAUCGCAGCGGAAUCGCAAAGAAAAGACUUUGAUGAGCAAAAGUUGCUUUCACUAAUUCGCCAGGACUGUCAGAGAAACCUUAGGGACCUAGGUGACCCAUAUGUUUUUCUUAUCUCUUCCUUUGAUUUACACAAGUAUGACUUUCAGGCCCUGACAGAUACAUUAGCGAAUCAGUUACUUGAUCACAAGAGAGAUGCUCUGAUUUUGUCCCUGCCAGUUUAUUCUUCCAAGAUCCUGGAGGAGAAAAUUAACACAUUUAUGAAGCAGACUCGGUCAGCAGCUGUUGCUUCUGGUUCCAUUGCAGUAGCCCCAGUGCCCGGCCUUUCAAUAGCAUGUGAUGCUGUCAUUUUGCUGGCUUUCUUCACCAAGUGCUACUACGCAUUUGGUCUGGAUGAUGAUUCAGUAGAAAAGCUGUCAAAAAGGGUUAACAAUCCAUUUCUGAAAUCUAUUAGAAAGUCACCACUGGUGGUUGCCAUUGGACAAAACAAACUAAGCAGCGAUGUGCUAUCAACACUAACCAGUAAGGAAGCAGGCAUCAAAUUUGCAUGGAGCAUGGUGCCUGGUGUAGGCAGUAAAAAAGCAGCUGAAAUGUCUUAUUCUGCAACAUUAGGUCUUCUACGAGCAGGACUUCAAGAACUAGCUGACACAGCCAGACAAAUGUUGAAAGCUGCAGGCUGGAGACUCAGAACGAAGAUCUUGGGGUGUUGCUGUGACAGUCUCUGGGGGAGACUCAGAAUGAUAAGUGAAAAAUCUGGUAUAAUGGCCGAUUUUUCUGCUUCGAUGGAUCUCUCUAAAGCUUUGCAGACAAUAGGAGAACAAGACCCAAGUGAAGCUGCUACAAAGGCUAAAGAACAACUUGAUGCUCUUGAAAAUGUGGUUCUGAACAUUGCUGUGACUGGAGAAACAGGAACAGGCAAGUCUGCUUUCAUUAAUGCUUUUCGAGGUCUGAGUGAUGAUGAAGAUAUGUCUGCACCUACUGGAAUCACGGAAACCACAAAUGAUGUUACCAUGUACACCCAUCCCACGAAGCCAAAUGUGAAACUCUGGGACUUGCCGGGGAUUGGUGUGCCAAACCUCAAGGCAGACCAAUAUCUCAAUGAAGUCAAAUUUGUGAUUUAUGACUUAUUUAUUAUCAUUUCGUCCACAAGGUUUAAGGAAAAUGAUGUCUUUUUGGCCAAGGAGAUUAAAAAAAAGCAGAAGCACUUUUAUUUUGUCCGAAGCAAGAUUGACAAUGACAUUUACUCUGCGUCACACCGCAGAAACUUCAAUGAGGAUCAGGUGCUUUGCACAAUCAGAGAAAACUGCUGCAAAAACUUGAAGGAUGUUGGAAACCCAGAGGUCUUCUUAAUAUCCUCUUAUGACCUGGAGAAAUAUGACUUCCAAAAGCUGGUAGAUACCAUAGAGUCAGAGCUUUCAGAACAUAAGAGAUUUGCUCUUGUUCAGUGUGUGCCGGUUUGUUCACUCGCUAUGCUAGAGAAGAAGAAAAAAAUGAUGGAGAAGUAUGUUAUGGUUGCAGCAUUGGCCUCGGGCCUGGGUGGCCUUAUCCAUUCUUCACUGUAUAUGACUUUUGGCACUAAAGGACUUGCAGCUUUUCUCAGCAGUUGCCAUUACGCAUUUGGGUUGGAUGAGGAAUCACUCAUGAAGCUUUCAGAGAAAGUAAACAAACCUGUCUCACUGUUAAAAUCAAGAAUAAAGUCUCCCUUUGUUUUAGCACUGAGAGACAGAUUGAGUGUUAUGCCUCAUCUCUCUAUGACAAAUCCAGUUACUAGCUUUGAGGACUUGCUUGAUCUUAGAUUUAUUUUGAAAAGGAGUCAAAAUGCUUAUCUGGCAUUUAACAAAACAUAUGCUGUCCUAAAUGAUGCUCUAAAUGAAAUGAUAGAAGAUAUGACGGAAGUUCUCAGAGUGGCAGGUUUGGAAUAGUAAAUGCAAACUGGUACGACAAAGAGAUGGACUACAGGUAUUAUUCAGAAAGUAAGAACUAAAAAAUAUUCCACUCCAGGUCACAACAAACACUGAAUAAAAUGUAAAAAAUGGUUUUAAACAGAAAGUUUUAGUGUUAAACACUAUUCAUAUACUAAUAUAAUGUUUAGUAUUGUGCUUCAUAUCUUACCUGUUUGUUACAUGUAAUGUAAUAAAUAAUGUAUGUUAAUACAAUUUGAUAACAUCUGCAUCUCUGUACUGUUUAAAGGUAUUUGGGAAUUAGCCUAUGUUGCUGGUUUGUGCAAGAAUUUUCUAAUUUUAUAGGAUAAUUAUUUAAUGGUAAAGUGGUUAAAUUGUCGCUGUACUGUAUUGACUUUUUAAUGUUUUAAAAUGCACACAGUGGCUUCAGGCAACGACACUCUUCACAUUAACAUCUACUGAAUUGUUUCUGUAUUCUGUAGAUUUUGUGUUUGUUUAUGUGGUAAAUUAUAUUAAUAAAUGAAGAGCUUAGACACAAAACUGGUUCUUAAUGGUUUGAGAGCAGUAUUUGAUGAACGUAUACUGUAGUAUGUUUCGAGAGCAUUCGGUUACAAUAAUUAUCUAAUUUUUGACAGGAGUGGCAUUUAGCGGCUUUUGCAUCUGAACCCUUCAAAUGUAUUGCUUUGAUACAU
This is a messenger RNA of Paramisgurnus dabryanus, 3964 nucleotides long. Lineage: Eukaryota; Metazoa; Chordata; Actinopteri; Cypriniformes; Cobitidae. The record is from RefSeq and is a predicted model, not a curated record.